AAGCUCCGCCCACUCCCAGCGUUCCGUGCGGAGCCCUGGCCGCCAUUGUUUGAAUUUGAAAACUACAAGUUGGUGGUGCUGUUCGCAGGUCGGGCAGGCCAGGCAACGUUUGCAGAAUGGAAUCUAAUUUAAAUCAAGAUGGAGUGCCUAGACCAUCAUAUGUUUUUAGUGCUGACCCAGUUGCAAGGCCUUCGGAAAUAAAUUUUGACAGCGUCAAGCUUGAUCUCUCUCGUGAAUUUUCCUUAGUUGCUUCAACCACUGAGGCAAACAUUUUGGAAUCCAAAGAUUAUGUCCAAGUUUUUCUUCGAAUAAGACCGUUCACACAGUCAGAAAAAGAACAUGAAUCUGAGGGCUGUGUGUAUAUGAUGGAUUCACAGACUGUUCUGCUGAAAGAUCCUCAAAGUAUAGUUGCUCGAUUAAGUGAGAAAACCUCUGGGCAGAUGGUACAGAAAUUCAGGUUUUCCAAGGUUUUUGGCCCAGAAACUACACAGAAGGAAUUCUUCCAGGGUUGCAUUAUGCAGCCAGUGAAAGACCUCUUGAAAGGACAGAGUCGGCUGAUUUUUACUUAUGGGCUAACCAAUUCAGGAAAAACAUAUACAUUUCAAGGCACAGAAGAAAAUAUUGGCAUUCUGCCUCGAACUUUGAAUGUGUUAUUUGAUAGUCUUCAGGAGAGACUUUAUACAAAAAUGAACCUUAAACCACAUAGAUCCAGAGAAUACUUACGGUUAUCACCAGAACAAGAGAAAGAAGAAGUUGCUAGCAAAAGUGCAUUGCUUCGGCAAGUUAAGGAGGUUGUUAUACAAAAUGACAGUUAUGAUACUCUUUAUGGAAAUUUAUCAAACUCUUUGAAUAUGACAGAGUUUGAAGAAUCCAUGAAAGAUUGUAAACAAGCUAGCUUGAAUAUGGAUAAUAAUAUAAAAUUUUCUCUGUGGGUUUCUUUCUUUGAGAUUUAUAAUGAAUUUAUUUAUGACUUGUUUGUUCCUGUGUCAUCCAAGUUCCAAAAGAGAAAGAUGCUACGCCUUUCCCAAGAUGUAAAGGGCUAUUCUUUUAUAAAAGAUCUACAAUGGAUUCAGGUAGCUGAUUCCAAAGAAGCAUAUAGACUUUUAAAACUAGGAAUAAAGCACCAGAGUGUUGCCUUCACAAAACUGAACAAUGCUUCUAGUAGAAGUCACAGCAUAUUCACUAUUAGAAUUCUACAGAUUGAAGAUUCUGAAAUGCCUCGUGUAGUGCGAGUCAGUGAAUUAUCUUUAUGUGAUCUUGCUGGUUCGGAACGAAGCAUGAAGACGCAGAAUGAAGGUGAAAGGUUAAGAGAAACUGGGAACAUCAAUACUUCUUUAUUGACUCUAGGAAAGUGUAUUAAUGUUUUGAAGAACAGUGAAAAGUCAAAGUUUCAUCAGCAUGUGCCUUUCCGGGAAAGUAAACUGACCCACUAUUUUCAAAGUUUUUUUAAUGGUAAAGGAAAAAUAUGUAUGAUUGUCAACAUCAGCCAGUGUUGUUUUGCCUAUGAUGAAACACUCAAUGUGUUGAAGUUCUCAGCCAUUGCACAAAAAGUUGGUGUUCCAGACAUUUUAAAUUCCUCUCAGGAGAAGACAUUUGGACCUGUCAGACCUUCUCAAGAUAUAUCACCAGAUAUCAAUAAUUCAGUUAAAACAUUAAAUGUAAAAAGAUCUACAAUUUCAUGGGAAAGUAGCCUGGAAGAUCUGGUGGAAGACGAAGACUUGAUUGAGGAUCUCGAAGAAGCUAAAGAAAAACAAAAUGUGGAAACCGAACUUACUGAUGAAGAUCUAGAUAUAACAUUAGAGGAAGAUAAGGCUUUCAUUAGCCGUGAGGAGAAGAGAAAACUAUUGGAUUUAAUAGAAGACUUGAAAAAAAAACUGAUAAAUGAAAGAAAAGAAAAGUUGACAUUAGAAUUUAAAAUUCGUGAAGAGGUGACACAGGAGUUUACUCAAUAUUUGACUCAACGGGAAGCUGACUUUAAGGAAACACUCCUUCAGGAACGAGAGAUAUUAGAAGAAAAUGCUGAAUGUCGUUUGGCUAUCUUUAAGGAUUUGGUUGGUAAAAGUGACACUCAAGAAGAACGAGUGAAUCAAGUUUGUACUAUGAAAGUUGAAACUGAAGAAGCACAUAAUUAUGUAGGAAUUGAAGAUAUUAUUGAUUCUCUUCAAGAUGAUGUCACUGAUAUUAAGAAACAGGCUGAAAUUGCUCACUUAUAUAUUGCAUCUCUUCCUGACCCCCAGGAAGCUAUUGCUUGUUUAGAAAUAAAGUUUAAUCAAGUUAAAGCUGAAUUAGCUAAAACCAAAGAAGAAUUAAUCAAAACCCAGGAAGAGUUAAAAAAGAGAGAAAAUGAAUCAGAAAUUAACUUAAAUUCAUUGGUUGAAGAGCUUAAGAAAUCUAAUGAGGACAAAGCUGGUACAUCUUUAAUAAUAAACAAAUUGGCUUAUAAUGAAACAGUUGAAAUGUCCACAGACAGCAAAACUGUAACUUAUUCAGGAAGAAAAAGAUUAAAUGAAAAUGAACUUCAACCACCAGCAAAGAAAGGACCUAUACAUGUUAGUCCAACUAUCACUGAAGACCAAAAGAAAAGUGAAGAAAUGCAACAGAGCAUUUCAGAAGAUGAGGAAAACUUUAGAAUUUUACCAGAAAAUAAUGAUAAUGAAGAGCUGAAAACACAAUUACUCCUUGUUGAGAAUGAACUUAGAAAUGAAAAGGAAGAAAAAGCAGAAUUAAAUAAACAGAUUGUUAGUUUGCAGCAGGAACUUAAUUUUUCUGAGAAAAAGAGCUUUUCUUUAAGUACAGCAGUCCAACAAAUUCAGUCAAAUUAUGACAGUGUAAUUUCUGAGUUACAUGUACAGAGAGGUAUAAAUCAAGAACAGGAGGAAAAGAUCAUGAAAUUGUCAAAGGAGAUAGAAAUCACUAGAAGAAACAUCACAAAUAAUGUUUCACAAAUAAAAUUAAUACAAGCAAAAAUAGAUGAACUACGAACACUUGAUCCAGUGUCUCAGGUUUCAAACAUAGAUUUACUCAGUCUUUGGGAUCUAUCAAGCAGUUCUCAAGAGGAUAAUUUGCCAAAUACACAGUUAUAUCUUUUGGAUAAUGAUUAUUUGGUAAGUAAACAGGUUAAAGAAUAUAAAGAAUUCAGUAGGCAAAGUUCUUUCCACUGUAGUAUUGAAGCCAUUUGGAAAGAAUGUAAGGAGAUUGUAAAGGCCUCCUCUAAAAAAAGUCAUCAGAUCCAGGAACUGGAACAACAAAUUGAAAAGUUACAAGCAGAAGUAAAAACCUAUGAGGAUGAAAAUAAGAGACUAAAUACAGAGGCUAGGAAGAAUAAAAAUCAAAAUGACCUACUAAAAGAAAAAGAAAAUCUUAUUCAUCAACUGAAAGAAGAAUUGCAAGAAAAAAAUGUUAAUCUUGAUGUUCAAGUACAGCAUGUACUUGAAGGAAAGCGAGCACUUUCAGAACUUACACAAGAUGUUACUUGCUAUAAAGUGAAAAUAAAGGAACUUGAAACAAUCUUAGAAACUCAGAAAGAUGAGUGUAGUCGUUCAGCAAAGUUAGAACAAGAAAUUUUGGAAAAGGACUCUAUUAUCUUGAAGCUAGAAGAAAAUCUGAAGGAAUUUCAAGCAAAUCUUCAGGAUUGUACCAAAAAAACCAAAGAUUUAAAUGAAAGGGAAGUCAGAUUAAAAGAAGAAAUCACACAAUUAACAAAUAAUUUGCAAGAUGCAAAGCAUUCACUUCAAUUAAAGGAAGAAGAAAAAGAAACCAACUGGAGAGAAACAGAAAAGUUGAAAGAGGAGCUCUCUGCAAGUUCUGCUCUUAUCCAGAAUCUGAAAGCAGAUAUUCAGAGGAAGGAAGAAGAUAAUGCUGAGCUGAAAGAGAAACUGGCUGAUGCUAAAAAGCAGAUUAAGCAAGUACAGAAAGAGGUAUCUGUUAUGCGUGAUGAGGAGAAGUUACUGAGGAUUAAAUUUAAUGAACUGGAGAAAAAGAAAAACCAGUGUUCUCAGGAUAUAGAUAUGAAACAGCGAACCAUUCAGCAACUCAAGGAGCAGUUAAGUAAUCAGAAAGUGGAAGAAGCUAUACAGCAGUAUGAGAAAGUAUGCAAAGAUCUAAAUGUUAAAGAAAAAAUAAUUGAAGACAUGCGAAUGACACUGGAAGAACAAGAACAAACUCAGGUAGAACAAGAUAAAGUGCUCGAAGCUAAAUUAGAGGAAGCUGAAAGUCUGGCCACAGAAUUGGAAAAAUUGAAGGAAAAAUGCAAAGAUCUGGAAACCAAAAAUAAUGAAAGGUCAAGUAAAGAACUUGAGGAUAAUACAGAUAUACUUAGUAAAAAGCUCAGUAAGCUUCAAGAUGAGUUACAGGAAUCUGAACAGAAAUAUAACUCUGACAGAAAGAAAUGGUUAGAUGAAAAAAUGAUUCUUAUCACUCAAGCAAAAGAAGCUGAGAAUCUACGAAACAAAGAGAUGAAAAAAUAUGUUGAAGACAGAGACCGUUGUUUAAAGCAACAAAAUGAAGUGGAAAUACUUACAGCACAGCUGGCAGAGAAAGAUAAUAAUCUUCAAAAGUGGCGAGAAGAACGGGAUCAACUGGUUGCAGCUUUAGAAAUACAGCUGAAAGCACUGGUCUCCAGUAACUUACAGAAAGAUAAUGAAAUUGAACAAUUACAAAAAAAGAUCACAUCAGAGGCCUCUAAAAUAGAAAAAGAAAUUAUGAAUAUCAAGCCCAGACAUACAAGUUCAACGGAUACUGGCAGAGUUAAAACUGAACCGCAGUCAAUGAGUUUUGAAAUUUCCAAGAAUGAAGUAGAGGAUGAAUCUGUAGUCCUUGACUCUUGUGAAGUGUCAACAGAAAAUAAUCAAACUACUCGAUUUCCAAAACCUGAGUUAGAGAUUCAGUUUACACCUUUACGGCCAAACAAAAUGGCAGUGAAACACCCUGGUUGUGCCUUACCUGUGACAGUUAAGAUUGCCAAGGCUCGGAAGAGGAAGAGUAAUGAAAUGGAAGAGGACUUGGUGAAAUGUGAGAAUAAGAAGAAUGCUACACCCAGAACUAAGUCCCCUGUUUCAGAGCAGAGAAAUUCUUCUGUCAAAAAAGAACAAAAGGGGUUCACACGUUCAUCAUCUCAGAAGACAUAUUCUUUACGGAGUCAGGCAUCUGCAAUUAAUAUAAACUUGGCCCCCAAGAAAAAAGAAGGAACGCUACAGAAAUUUGGAGACUUCUUACAACAUUCUCCAAUAAUUCUUCAAUCAAAAGCAAAGAAGAUAAUUGAAACAAUGAGCUCUUCGAAGCUCUCAAAUGUAGAAGUAAGUAAAGAAAAUGUAUCUCGACCAAAGCGGGCCAAACGGAAAUUAUACACAAAUGAAAUUUCAUCUCCUAUUGAUAUAUCUGGCCAAGUGAUUUUAAUGGACCAUAAAGUGAAGGAAAGUGAUCAUCAGAUUCUCAAACGACGACUUCGAACUAAAACAGCCAAAUAAAUCACUAUGGAGAAUGUUUUAAUACAAAUUUUAUAUUCAUAAUCAUUGUAACUUACAUCCUGACUUUAAAGAUAGUUGUAUAUAUUAUGGCAUCAAAUCCCUCUGUAUUGCUGUUUUAUACAUUGCAUAAUUUUAAUUCAAUAAAGAAAAUAAUUCAACCAUUUA
Pteropus alecto (black flying fox) is the source of this 5630-nucleotide messenger RNA. It is a transcript of the gene KIF20B, whose product is annotated as kinesin family member 20B. Gene Ontology annotation, molecular function: plus-end-directed microtubule motor activity; ATP binding; microtubule binding. Gene Ontology annotation, biological process: mitotic spindle assembly; microtubule-based movement. Bases 117 to 5465 code for a protein of 1782 amino acids. The record is from RefSeq and is a predicted model, not a curated record. Gene Ontology annotation, cellular component: nucleus; spindle microtubule. The transcript is spliced from 32 exons. Lineage: Eukaryota; Metazoa; Chordata; Mammalia; Chiroptera; Pteropodidae.